GCGUUGGAAGUGUUGGAGGUUGGCGGUGGUGUGGUGGGAAGUGGCUGACUGCACCACGACAGUUCACAGUACGUCACCUCGACGAUCUAAUGGAAUUCUGAUUUUCGCUGACACGUCCGGUGAUCGAGUUUGUUCCGGCCGUGCUGUACGGUAUCUCUCGGAAUCCUGUUAUGGCGUAACGUGGAGAUCCGCGCGAGGAUGAACAGAACCGCGAGGCCCGCGGGCCCCCCCUGUAGGGGCGGCCUGUACGUCGUCGAGGGCGAGGUGUACCUCCUGGUGACGGCGAUGCGACGGGGCGUCCGGUGGUCGUCGCACUCUCACCAGGACGACGAUCAGGACACUCUCAUGAAGGGCCUGAGUACCCUGAAGGAGGUGUUAAACGAGCAUAGAGAUCUGUCCCAAUUGGAGCCCGCAGUUUUUCUCACUCCCUUUCUGGAAAUCAUAAGAUCUGAAGAAACUACGGGACCUGUCACUAGUCUAGCGCUGUCGGCUGUCAAUAAGAUAAUUUCUUAUGGUCUCGUUGAUUCCAAUCAUCCUGCCGUGGCAACUUGCGUGGAAGCCGUGGCGGAUGCUGUCACACACGCGAGGUUCGUGGGCGCCGACGCGUCCGGUGACGGGGUGGUUCUCAUGAGAGUCCUGCAAGUACUGAGAGCCCUCAUGCUGUCGCCCGCUGGCAAUUAUCUCUCCAACGAAAGCGUAUGCGAAAUUAUGCUGAGUUGCUUCAGGAUAUGUUUUGAGACGCGUCUCAGCGAAAUACUUAGAAAAACGGCGGAGCAUUGCCUGAGGGAUAUGGUUCAACACCUGUUCACCAGGUUACCUCAAUUUGUCGACGAUACGAGAGUCUUGCCGAAUAUGAAAAAAAUGAGAACAAACAGCAUUGAGAAUACUCGUAGCAAGAAUAGAAAACACAAAAGUUAUACGAAGCAAAAAUCCAAGUCUAUCACGGAUGACAUUGACGACAAGGAGCACAUUUCAAGUUCGGUUGACAAAAUACGAGCUGGUCACUUGGCCACCACACCCGUUUCGCCGGUCGGCAAUAUCGUUGACAUGCAGGGGUCGUUGAAUCAUGGAAGUGUUGAUAAAAACGAGGACGAGAAGAGUGAGGGCAAGAUUAAUAUUAACAAAGAUAUCACUAAAGAUGUAAAUGACUGUGUCAAAGCGGCGGAUAAUCAGGAGGCCAAUAAGAAGCAGGAAAUUGAUAAAGAUGGAAGCAACAAAGACAUUAAAAACGAGAUAGAAACGGUCGAGGCAAAUAGCGCAUCUGAAAAUACCAAUGUAGAAAAUAAAAUUGCAGCUACAACAGAAAAUAAGAGUGUAGAGAAGGAAGAUGCGGCUGAUCAGAAAAUCACCGAUGAGUCCGAAUCCUCCAUUAAACAGUCUAUCUCAGAAAAUCAAGGUGACGAAGAAAAAAGCAUCGAUUUAGCCCAAUCUCCGACUGGUAGCGUGGAAGACUUGUCAAUAGACGAGAACGUGUCUAGGGUGUCUAAAAUGAAAGAAGCUGAGCAAAUCGAGGAGUACGUGAAUAGCCAGGGUGUCCGAUUCAUUACGUUGCAACAGCGGGCGCCGUACGGCGCGUUGUGCGUCCGUGAAUUGUUCAGAUUUCUCAUCUCCCUGUGCAGUCCCCUCGACAAGCAGAACAAUGAAAUUAUGACACACCUGGGCCUUAGCUUGUUGCAAGUAGCGUUGGAGAUCGCCGCCGACGCUAUAUCUAAUUUCUCGUCCCUACUCGCGCUCGCCAAGGACGACCUGUGUAGGAAUCUAAUCUUGCUACUUGGAACAGACAGAUUGUCGAUCCUCGCUGUAAAUCUUCAAGUAUCGUACUUGCUGUUUGAGUCGCAACGAGAACACCUAAAAUUUCAACUGGAGCAUUAUGUAACUAAAUUAAUGGAAAUAGUUGUCUCUGAGUCUAAUAGAAUAUCAUACGAACAACGGGAAUUGGCGCUUGAGGCUAUAGUAAGAUUGUGGAGAAUACCCGGCCUGCCCGCUGAAUUAUAUUUAAAUUACGAUUGCGGACUUUAUUCCACGAACUUGUACGAGGAACUUAUGAAAAUGUUUUCGAAGAAUGUUUCUCUACCGAUGACCACUGGUAUGCAUACCAUGCAACUGAUCUCCUUGGAAGCCAUAAUGAUGCUGAUCAUCGGCAUGGAGAUUCGCUGCAAAGGUUGCAAGGAAUUGUGCAAACCGUCGCGUCACGAGGCGUCGUCACAUCUGCCCACGCGUGAAGACUUGCUCGCUAUAAAAGCGAACAAGCGGUGGUUGGUUCUCGGCACGGAAAAGUUCAACGAGAAUCCGCGGGAGGGUAUCGCGAAACUUGCGGAGCACGGUCUGCUGGGCGGUACUCCAGGCCACGCGGAUCCUGAAAAAAUCGCAAAGCUUCUAAGAGAGAAUCCUGGUUUAGAUAAGAAAGCGAUCGGCGAAUACAUCAGCAAGAAGGACAACACGAACAUACUCAAUUAUUUCGUGCUUCGUAAUUUUGACUUGAAAAAUACUCGAAUCGAUAAGGCAUUGCGACUUUAUCUGGAAUCGUUCAGGCUACCCGGGGAAGCCCCUCUGAUAUCUCACGUACUCGAGAAAUUUGCCGAGCAUUGGCAUGAUAGCAAUGGUAGACCGUUUGCUUCGGCCGAUGCCGCCUUUACAUUAGCUUAUGCGGUCAUCAUGUUAAAUGUCGAUCAGCACAAUUAUAAUGUAAAGAGGCAAAAUAAUCCGAUGACUGUCGAUGACUUUAAGAAGAAUUUGAACAAAGUUAACGGCGGCGCCGAUUUUGAUCAAGAUAUGCUCGACGAGAUAUAUACCUCAAUAAAAGGGGAAGAAAUCGUAAUGCCGGCCGAACAAACUGGGAUAGUAAAAGAAAAUUAUUUAUGGAAGGUUCUACUGAGAAGAGGCUCCGGGCUUGAAAGUAUGUACUUGAAAGUAGGCAAUUCUGGCGAAUUUAUCGAUAAAGAUCUGGCCGAGCACGCGUGGGGUCCCAUUGUGAGUGCUCUUUGUCGAGCUUACGAUAAAGCGCCGGACAGAUCGUUGCAGCGCAAAGUCGCUCAAACAUUCCUUAGUUGCGCGGCGAUCAGUGCCUAUCACAGCAUGUGCAGCGACUUGGACACGCUCAUAGUGAGCCUCUGCAAGUUCACGGGCCUGAUAAUCGGCGGGAAGUCCGAGCAAGUGGUUUUACAUCUCGGCGGAAGCUCAAAGUCCCAAAUGGCUGCUCGCACUCUCUUCAAGAUCACGCAUUUACACGGGGACGCUCUGAGAGCGUCUUGGAAGAACAUCAUCGAUUGUCUGCAGUCGCUGUACGAGGCAAGAUUGUUACCGAAAAAUCUCACGGAGGCGGAGGACUUCAUCGACCCGUCCGGCAAAAUAUCUCUACUCCGGGAACCGACCACGCCCAAGGCUUCCCCGGGUGAUCAAGGCAUACUUUCCACCUUUUAUUCCUACAUCGCUAUGGACACGUCGCGUCUGCCACAUCCCGCUGAGGCGACCGCGCGAAAGAAGGCCGUAGAGUUCAUUGCCAAUUGUUAUCUCAAAGAAAUCAUAGACGAAAGCAAAUUCUUUCAGAGUGAAUCGCUCAAUUCUCUCGUUGGUGCUUUGGUAUCGGUGAAUCCUAACGACGAGGAUAUAUCUAUAUUUCUACUGGAGCUACUGCUAGAAGUGACUAUACAGAAUCGUGACAGAGUAACAUGCAUCUGGCCCGUAGUCCAGAGUCACCUGGAUCGGCUGUUAACGGUGGCGGCACGCGAGAACCAUCCUUAUUUGCUCGAGAGAGUUGCCGUGGGCAUGCUGAGAUUGGCUAUCAGGCUUUUACGCGGAGAAGAGUUUGCGUGUCUGUCUCCUCUACUGCCUCUGACCCACUUGCCGUCCGCGACGACCGCGCCGUUGGCACGACAAAUCGCCUACGGUCUGUUCGAACUACUGAAAACGGGCGCCGCAAACAUCCAUAGCGCGGAAGAUUGGAAGGUGGUAUUUAGCCUGCUGGAGUGCGCGGGUGCCGGCGCAUUGGCGCCCAAGCGGUCCAACACGGUCCUAGACGAAACAUCGAACGCCCGCGCGUCGGUCCUGGAUCCCAGGCCUAUCAGUCCGGUGCCGGAAUGGGUGUUAGUCUCGCCGACCGGUACCGAGGCACCGCUACCGGUAGCCGCUGACACGAUAGUGCUGGCGCGCGAUCUACAGCUGCACGACUCGGCGGCGUUCGUCAAAUGCUGCGAGAGUCUGAACUUCCUGGUGCGCGAUAUGGCGCAUGUAACACCGUUCAAUUUCGAUCUGUGCGUCAAUUGCGUGAGAACGUUUGCUGAGGCGGUGCUGCAAUGCGCGGGCAAACGAAACAGAGUAUGCAACUCCACGGAGGAGUCGGCUGGCUAUCAACAGUGCCCGGGGCAACUACUGGAGCUGAUGCACACGCUGCACACGAGAAUCGCGCAGGUGUUCCGAUGGUGGGCGGAGGAAGGUAGCAUCGACGACGGUAUAUCCCUGUGGCCGCAAGCCUGGCGACCGCUGCUGCAGGGUAUCGCGCGACUCUGUUGCGACGCCCGCAGACCGGUGCGCACGGCAGCGAUCACGUAUCUUCAAAGCACCUUGCUGGCGCAUGACUUGGCGCAGCUGACCGCGAUAGAGUGGUCGCAGUGUCUGGAGGAGGUGCUGUUCCCGCUGCUGGCGCAAUUGCUGGGUCCGAUCGCGUCCAACGAUCCGAUCGGCGUCGAGGAAACGAGGGUCAGGGCCGCGAUGUUACUCUCCAAGGUAUUUCUUCAUCAUCUGACUCCGCUGCUAACUCUACCCGGUUUCCUGCCGCUGUGGUUAACCGUGCUGGAGCUUCUGCGCGCGUACAUGCACGCCGACAACAGCGAGCUCCUGUUCGAGGCGAUUCCCGAAUCGCUGAAAAAUAUGCUGCUGGUGAUGUCGUCGGCCAACGUUCUGGCGCCGAGUUCCAAUCUCUGGGCGCCCACGUGGAGGGCGAUCGAUGCGUUUCUGCCGAACUUGAAAGCGGAGCUCUUCCCGGAGCCGCCCGUCGCGGUACUGCCGCCGCCGCAACCGCCGCCGCAGCCGCAAGUCAUCAGCUUGGUCGGCCAGCAGCAGCCGCUGUCUUUUUCGGGAUCUAUAGCGCCGCAACCGGAAAGUAUUUCCCCUUCGGCUGACGUCGAGUGCUCCAACGAGAGUAACGCAGAUACGAAGACAGUGACGCAGCCGGUGGACAUUCUGAACUCUGCGCAGUCUAGCGGGGUUCCGGUUCCAGUACCGUUACCGACGUUGAUGUACAAUACCGAGGGUAAGGAGACGCAGCAAGUGAUCACCCUGGUUAGCCAGCCGGCGCCCAGCGUAUCCAGUCCUGUCGCGGUGCAACCAACGGCUCAGAGUUUCUUCGACAUUUGCUACUCGGCGAACCCCUUGACCGAAAAGAUGGACGAACGACAGCAGCAUCAACAGGAGCAGCAACAGCAACAGUUGGUGCCGCCAGGCGAGGAGGAGCACGACAAGUUGACGAAGAACGUGACGCAAAAUGCUGGUUCGACAGACGAGAAUCGCGAUCUGAUACUCGCGAUGAGAAAAUACGAGGAGUGGAAGCAGCAGCAGGAGCAGCAAGUGCAGCAACAGAUGCUGAUGCAGCAACAGUGUACGCAGCAUGUGCAGUCGGCGCAGCAGUAUCAGCAUCCGGCGACGGAAAAUUCCCCGUACCGCGUGGAUCCAUCUGAGACGAUGACAGUAGAUUCCACGGGGGCGACGACGUUUAACUCCGCGGCGUAUUUUAACGAGGAUCCGGCGGCGGAUCUCCUCUUCGUCGUCACUAAUCCUUGACCACUGUACAUUUCCUAUGUAUAAAUUGUAUUAUAUAAAACAUUUCUACAUCUGCGUGAUCGUGUUCCGUGUAGAACACUAACGUGAGUGAUUGAUCAUAGGACAGAGGAGAAUGAACGUAGCCGCAGAAUCGUUGUAUCUUUGGUUUGUAUAUUUGGAAAGCACUCGUUAUAUACAAAUUAUAUACAUAUAUAUAUAUGUAAUAAUAUAUAUAUAUAUGUACUAUAUAUAUAUAUGCAUGCAUUAUUGUUAAGAUUAUCGUACGUCGUAUAAUCUUAGCAAUAAUAGCGACGAUACAGCUCUCGGCACCACUCCUAACACUCGAUAUGUCGUAUUUCAAUUUUUGAAUUCUUUUUGCAUUACGGACGAGAGGAGCUCUUCGCGAACAAGCCAAAUGCGUACGCCAAAUCAUUUUGAAGAAAAAAAAAAACGACCGAUCAGUUCCUUAUCAUUGAUAUUUUAUGGUGUUGCAUGUGUUUUACGUAGAAAUGGUGCGCAAUAUCGAUCCAUACAAAUUCCCCUUAAGCAUUUACAAAUUCUACUACUACACAGGUAAGAAUUCUUCUCUCAUGUCUGCAUGAAUACAUAUGUUAGACACGUACAUGUGCAAUACGAUUCGUAGAGAGUGCCGAAUUAAUAAUUGACAAUGAUUUCGCUAAACAAGUAUCAAGGAAACCGUUGCGAUUUCGCUGAGCUCAAUUUGAGUUGUAAAAAUAUUCGGAAGUUGAUCUUGCCAGAUGUCGUGUUCCCGUAUCACGAAACAGAGACGGGUAAAAGAAAAAUCAGUAAAAGACAUCCUGUAUGUGUGCGUUUGUUAACGUCGAUAGCUAAACUCUCUCUACGAAAUUACAUUGGUUUUAUAGCCGCUAUUUGUAACUUAUACUUUUAACGCAAUUCGAAUGUUUCUUCAUUCGCUCAGUAUCGUAAAAACCAAUCUGUACAUAUGCAAAUAUAAUGAAUAAGAAGAGA
Messenger RNA from Wasmannia auropunctata (little fire ant), 6744 nucleotides. RefSeq names its product golgi-specific brefeldin A-resistance guanine nucleotide exchange factor 1 (gene garz). NCBI's taxonomy places the organism in Eukaryota, Metazoa, Arthropoda, Insecta, Hymenoptera, Formicidae. The coding region runs from base 199 to 5775 and encodes 1858 amino acids. The transcript is spliced from 15 exons. Gene Ontology annotation, biological process: regulation of ARF protein signal transduction. The record is from RefSeq and is a predicted model, not a curated record. Gene Ontology annotation, molecular function: guanyl-nucleotide exchange factor activity.